UCUUGCCCCCGCAGACACUGCCCCAGCUGGAGCAGUGGACACCAUGUCGCUGCUGGCCGCCCUCCUGCUGCUCGGGGGUCUGUCACUGCACCCCACCACCGAGGCGGCCGUCGUAUUCGACCCCCGGCCGCACCUGUGGGCAGAAGCUGACUGGCAGCUGGAGCCCUGGACCAACUUGACGCUGACCUGCCAGGCCCGCCUGUGGACCCAGGACUUCCAGCUCUUCAAGGAUGGGGUGGCCCAGGAACCUGUGCACCUUGGCUCACCCGCCAACGAGCACCGGUUCUCACUAGGAGCCCUGACCAGUGACACCCAGGGCCUCUACCGCUGCCGCUCUGGCAUGGACAGUGGAUGGACGGUGCUGGGCAACCUGGUGGAGGUGACCGGAGUAGAGUCCCUACCCCCACCCUUGCUCUCAACUGAGCCUGUGUCCUGGAUCACACCGGGCCUGAACACAACGCUGCGGUGCCAAGGGGGCCUUCGGGGUGUGACCUUCCUGCUGAGGCGGGAAGGUGAUGACAAGUUUCUGGAGGUGGCUGAGGCCCCUAAGGACGUGGAGGUCACCUUCCCAGUCCACGGGGCUGGCAACUACAGCUGCAGCUACCGGACCCACGCAGCGGGACACCCCUCCCAGCCCAGUGCCACUGUGACUAUUGAGGAGCUGGCCGCGCCCCCGCCGCCCACGCUGCAUCUCGAGCACGCGUCCGCCGGGGUCCUGCGCCCCGGCGCGAGCCCCACCCUCGAAUGCGUGGCGCCCCUGGCCGGCGUGGACUUCCAGCUGCGGCGGGGCGACCAGGAACUGCCAGUGCUCAGGAGUAGCACCAACCCCGACCGCCUGUCCUUUCACCUGAACGCCCUGGCCCCGGGGGACGGCGGCCUCUACACCUGCCGCUACCGGCUGAGCAACGCGCGGAGCGCCUGGUCCUCGGACAGCGCGCCCGUCGAGCUGCUGCUAAGCAACGAGACGCUGCCGGCGCCCGAGCUCCUGGCGGAUCCGGCAACCCCGAGCCCCGCGGCCGGCGCGCGAGUGGAGCUGCUGUGCCGGGCUCCCCGGGCCGGCCUGCGCUUCGCCCUGGUGCGCGAGGACGCGGGCGGGCGCCGGGCGCUCGAGGUUCUGAGCCCCGAGGGGACCGAGGCCAAGUUCGAGCUGCGCGACGUCUCGGUGGCGGACUCGGCCAACUACAGCUGCGUCUACACGGACCCCGCGCCGCCCUUCGCGGGCUCGGCGCCCAGCGCGCCCCUGGAGCUGCGCGUGCGCGGACCCCCUCCCAGGCCGCAGCUCCGGGCCCUGUGGAGCGGGGCAGUGACCCCGGGCCGCGAUGCCACGCUGCGCUGCGCGGGCCAGGUGCCCAGAGUCACCUUCGAACUGCUGCGGGCAGGCGACACGGUGGCGUCCACGGCCUGGGCCGACGGCCGCUCGGCGGACCUGGUGCUGACCUACGUGGGGCCCCAACACGCCGGCAACUACAGCUGCCGCUACCGAGCCUGGUGGCCCAACUCCUUCGUGUCCGAGCUCAGCGACCUGGUGGAGCUCCGGGUGGCAGGAAGUUGACCCAGCUGCAGACCCAGGCUGCCGAUGGUAUCCUUGAGAAGUACUUUCUCCAGUCUGGUUUGGAUCCUUCUUGCCGCAGCUGGAGGCCAGAUUCCCCCUUGGGCCUGGAGGGCUCUCUCUCAUUCCUCCCAGGAAUUAAUAAAUGUGAAGAGAGCAUUUAAAAGGUG
This is a messenger RNA of Ceratotherium simum simum (southern white rhinoceros), 1719 nucleotides long. Lineage: Eukaryota; Metazoa; Chordata; Mammalia; Perissodactyla; Rhinocerotidae. The record is from RefSeq and is a predicted model, not a curated record.